AAAUUGAUAAUGAAAUGGAUAUUGGGAGAUCUAUUAUGACAAAUCCACAUAAUGUAAUGUGCUUUCCUUUUGCUGUCAAUAUACAAGAAUCUAUCAACUAUAUAAGUAUAUCAAAUCGUGCUCACAAAGGACGUUUCCAUGAUCCUCCUACUUCUAGUGCUGAACAAGAUUAUCAAGAAUAUUUUAGACAACAUUGUAUACUUCUGACAGAUACACUUAUGGUCCAUGACACACACCUGAUUCCCAUCCUUGACAGUAAGCCAGGCUUUGUUGGAAUAGCAAAAGACUUAUCACUUGACCCUCUCAAUUUGGCCUUUUUUGCUUUAAAAAUUUUUCAAAUUCAACCAACAUGUACUUUUGUCUAUGGAAUUCUUUCUGACUGUCAUCAUAUUAUGAUAUUGAAAGUGGAAAAG
Molecule: messenger RNA, 413 nt
Organism: Entrophospora candida
Lineage: Eukaryota; Fungi; Glomeromycota; Glomeromycetes; Entrophosporales; Entrophosporaceae
Source: the annotation of a GenBank genome assembly